Messenger RNA from Colletotrichum gloeosporioides, 3978 nucleotides. Its product is annotated as ABC transporter BEA3. Gene Ontology annotation, cellular component: membrane. NCBI's taxonomy places the organism in Eukaryota, Fungi, Ascomycota, Sordariomycetes, Glomerellales, Glomerellaceae. The record is from RefSeq and is a predicted model, not a curated record. Gene Ontology annotation, molecular function: ABC-type oligopeptide transporter activity; ATP hydrolysis activity; ATP binding. Bases 1 to 3978 code for a protein of 1325 amino acids. Gene Ontology annotation, biological process: transmembrane transport. The transcript has 7 exons.
AUGGAAGCUAUCAACAAGGAUACCGCCCAGCCGGACGGCAUUCCGCCCGUGGUGGCUGUCGUGGACGAAAAGAAGGAUUUCGACCAAUCUGCCAAAAGCAACGAUGCAGAACCAACGCCCGAACAGAAGGUCAGACCUGAGAGAGAACCUACUUUCAAAGACUACGCCCGCGUCUUCACAUACGCCACGAAAUGGGACAUCUUGGCGUACAUCGUCGGCGGCCUAGCUUCCAUCGCCGCCGGAAUCACGCUGCCUCUGAUGAAUAUCAUCUUUGGACAGCUUGUAAAUGACUUCAAUGCAUUUUCAGCAGAAAAUGAGGCCGCACGCAACGACUUCAGGAAGACCGCAGACCGCCAGGCGCUGUACUUAUUCAUUCUCUUCCUCGCCCGUUUCGCUCUCAACUAUACCAACAAGUUCGCCUUUCGAAUGAUAGGAAUCCGGUUGUCGUCUGCCAUCCGCCUCCACUACCUCCAACGACUCUUUGGCCAAACAAUUCACGUCCUUGACUCAAUGCCACCAGGCAUGGCCUCGAGCACCAUCACGUCCACUGCAAACACUCUUCAGAUUGGUAUAUCCGAAAAGCUUGGAGUCUUCCUCGAGUUCAACGGAACCAUCAUUGCCGCCAUCGUCAUCGCAUUUACCUAUAACUGGGCUUUGACCCUGGUCACCGCCUCAUGCAUUUUGUUCAUUCUCGUUGUUCUGGCAGCCCUUCUGCCUUUCAUCAUCAAGGGUCACUCUGAAAUGACCAAGGCAGAGGGCAAGGCGUCUGCUGUUGCCAGUGAGGCGUUUUCCAGUAUCCGGAUGGUAACUGCGUGCGGUGCGGAAGAUCGUAUUGCUGCCCGUUAUGCAGUUUUCGUUGAGCAAGCGAAACGGAAGGGCCAAUUCACAGCCCCUUUACUGGCCCUCCAGUUUGGGCUUAUUUUCUUUGCAUUGUUCUCCGCGUUUGGCCUUGCAUUUUGGUACGGCACUCAUUCUUGGGUUGACGGCCGAGUCGAUGGAGUAGGCGAAGUCAUCAUUGUUCUUAUGUCCGUCAUGCUUGUCGUCAUGUCUCUCGAGCGAAUCAGCACCCCGUUGCUUGCUAUCGGCAAGGCAAUGGUAGCUGCAUGCGAGUUCCUCAGUGUCAUCGAUGCUCCAGCCCCCAUCACGGGAGAAUUGAAAGAACCUCAAGUUUCGGCCAACGAUGAUAUCGUCUUCGAAGACGUCACCUUCGCGUACCCGAGCAGACCCCACGUCAAAGUUCUGGAUGGUCUAAACCUGACAAUCGAGUCCGGCAAGGUCACAGCUAUUGUCGGACCCUCUGGCUCGGGCAAGAGCACCAUCGUGGGCCUUAUUGAGCGAUGGUACACGUUGCAGGACCAAUACGUCAUCGCCAAAACAAUCGAGAAGGACAAGAAGAAGGAGGCUGAGAAGAAAAAGAACAAGAAGAAGGGCAAGGAAGACUCGGACGAUGAAGAGAACAAGCCCGAAGCGGAGGAGGCAGGUCCGCACGUUGAACUCGCCGGUUCAAUCUCCACCUCCGGACACGCUCUUGACGAUAUCGAUGUUAAGUGGUGGCGUUCGCAGAUCGGCUUGGUCCAGCAGGAACCCUUUCUGUUCAACGACACCAUUUUCAACAACGUCGCCUAUGGAUUAAUUGGCUCUCAGUGGGAACACGAGACCGAGGAAAAGAAGCGAGAACUUGUCAAGGAAGCUUGCCAGGAGUCUUUUGCCGACGAAUUCAUUGACCGUCUGCCAGAUGGAUACGACACCCAAGUCGGCGACAGUGGCGCAAAGUUGUCCGGCGGCCAGCGUCAGCGUAUUGCCAUUGCCCGAAGCAUCGUCAGAAAACCGAAAAUUGUUAUUCUGGACGAAGCUACCAGCGCCAUCGACGUCCGAAGCGAGAGAAUCGUCCAAGCUGCCCUCAAUAAGAUAUCCCAGAAUCGUACGACCAUCACAAUUGCUCACCGUCUAUCUACCAUCAAGCAAGCCAAUCGAAUCGUGGUUCUCAAGAAAGGACAGGUUGUUGAACAAGGCACACACGAGAGUCUUUUGGAAAAUGACGAAGGCGUAUACUAUGGUCUCGUGCAUGCUCAGCAACUUUCGCUCGGCGAUCAAACGGAAGACAGCGACUCGGACAACAAGGAAGAGGACUUGGGAGCAAUCCUCGACCGCGAAAAGAGCGCUGCGCGAUCCGAGGCAGACAGCACACGGCAGAAGACGCAGGCUGUCAACCGCAACCUGUUCCAGAGCUUUGGAAGACUGCUCUAUGAGCAGAGAAGUCGUUGGCUCCUCUGCAUUCUGACUGUGGUUUUCGCGGGUUGUGCUGCAGCUGGCACUCCGUUGCAGGCAUGGCUUUUCGCCAAAGUCAUCGUCGUCUUUAAUCCGGAUAACGGCCCUGACAAGAUCCGCAGCGACAGCAACUUUUGGUCGCUCAUGUGGGUUAUUUUGGCGAUCGGAGUUGGUCUGUCUUACUUCUUCAUGGGCUUCGUCGCGACCCAUUUGGCUCAUUUCAUCUGUGCCACAUAUCGGCAGCAGUAUUUCGAGGCGAUCCUGUUCCAACGGACAUCUUUCUACGACGAAGAGGAGAACGCACACGGCAGCUUGACAGCUCGAGUCGCUGGGGAUCCAAAGCAGCUCGAAGAGCUUUUGGGUCUCAACAUGGCGAUGGUAUACGUUGCAAUCUUGAACAUAGUCGGAGCCAUCAGCAUUGCGUUUGCUUUUGGUUGGAAAUUGGCCCUGGUGGCACUAUGCGUUACCAUGCCGAUCGGAUUAACUGGAGGCUACUUUCGAUUCAAGUACGAGAUUGAAUUCGACAAGAUGAACGCCGCUGUCUUCGCGGAGAGUUCCAAGUUUGCCUCGGAAUCUAUCGGGGCAUUCAGGACUGUUUCUGCCCUGACUUUGGAGGGCGUCACAUGUACUCGCUACGAGAAGCUCCUCAAGGAUCAUGUCAGCCACGCUUUCCGAAAAGCGAGGUGGACCAGUGCUGUCUUCGGCUUCUCGGAUUCGAUUUCGAUGGCUUGCCAAGCUCUCAUCUUCUGGUAUGGCAGUCGCUUGUUGGCAUCCGGCGAAUACAGCCCACAGAACUUCUUCGUUUGCUUCAUGGCUGUGAUCCAAGGAGCUGAAGCUGCCGGCCAAGGUCUCAGCUUCGGACCCAACGCGGCGCAAGUCACUGGAGCAUCCAACCGCAUCAUCAACAUGCGUGACUCGAGGAACAAGGACAUUAUCCCAGUGACCGAGCAGAUCCCGGACACGGAAGGCGGCGUCCGAAUCGAGUUGCAGAAUGUCCACUUCAAGUACCCGACGCGAAAUGUGUCGGUUUUCAAGGGACUCAACUUGACUAUUGAGAAGGGGCAGUUUGCUGCGCUUGUUGGUGCCUCUGGAUGUGGCAAGACGAGCAUCAUCUCUCUUAUGGAACGCUUCUACGACGUCGAAAAGGGCGCCAUUCUGUGCAACGGCAAAGACAUCAAGGAUAUCAAUGUCUACGAGUACCGCAAGAACCUGUCGUUGGUAGCCCAGGAGCCGACACUUUUCCAAGGAACAAUCAGAGAGAACAUCCUGCUAGGCGUGGAUGAGAACUCCGUCACCGAUGAGCGUCUACACCAGGUCUGCCGCGAUGCUUCAAUCCACGAGUUCAUCGUAUCCCUCCCAGAGGGUUACAACACGAACAUUGGCAGCAAGGGUGUUUCGCUCUCCGGUGGCCAAAAGCAACGUGUCGCCAUUGCCCGUGCACUGAUCAGGAACCCGAAUAUCCUCCUUCUCGAUGAAGCAACCAGCUCUCUGGACUCCGAGAGCGAAAAGAGCGUCCAGGCUGCGUUUGAACGGGCUGGAAAAGGACGUACCAUGGUCGUUGUCGCACAUCGCCUGGCGACUGUUCAAAAUGCGGACAUCAUCUUCGUGCUUGGCGAGGGAAGACUGCUGGAGAAGGGCAGCCAUUCGGAGCUGUUGAAGAAGAAGGGUGUUUACUGGCACAUGUGUCACAGCCAAGCGCUCGAUCGCUAG